Procambarus clarkii (red swamp crayfish) is the source of this 605-nucleotide messenger RNA. Its product is annotated as UPAR/Ly6 domain-containing protein crok. Gene Ontology annotation, biological process: sleep; positive regulation of voltage-gated potassium channel activity; regulation of synaptic transmission, cholinergic. The record is from RefSeq and is a predicted model, not a curated record. NCBI's taxonomy places the organism in Eukaryota, Metazoa, Arthropoda, Malacostraca, Decapoda, Cambaridae.
GCCAUGCUUCAUGGCGGGGGUCGGCGGGUGGUGGCGUCAGUGUGGCAGCCGACGCCAGACAAGCAGGUAGUGUGACCAACCCUCGCCACCAUGGUGUACCUUAACUUGUGUCCCGUCUUGCUCCUGCAGUUGACCUUUAUGGUUGCCACCAGUCAAGGCGCGCAGUGUUUCAACUGCACGGGCGUCAAUGGUACUCACUGUGGUGACCCCUUCAACGGUACACUUGUUGACAAGGAGACUUGUAACACUAAAGAGGAGACUGCUGGCUUUACGGACGCCGUUGUCUACAUCUGCUACAAAACAAAGGAAAAAAUUGAAGGUGGAUGGCUGUACAACAGAGGGUGUACAUGGAGCGGUCAAUACGGGUUGUACACUGACAAUUGUGUCUUUGUCGGAAACGCCACCUUUGAUGAAUUCUGCAUGUGUAAAGGUGACUGGUGUAACCCUGCUGAGAGGGCGAGAGCCAGUGCUCUCAUUGUUGCCUCAUACCUGUUGCUUGCCUACCUCCUUCUGGGGUGAGACGGGACCCAUAAUUUUAUCAGCCUUUACAAGUAGGCUAAUUACUACAUCGUAAUCUUUUUCUAUUUUAAUAAACUUUACCUCUG